AUGAUCAUCACAUAUCUGGCCCGCUUGAUGCUCCUGCUCCCCGAACUCACGCCCUCCGACGCCAACCACCUGGAGCAGCUGGCGCAGCUGCAGGAAGCGCAGUCCAAGCACACCCGCCACGACCCCCCGCUGCCUCAUCGGCAUCGUGGCGGCGACGCGGAGCCGGCGGAACGCCCGGCGGGCGUGGUGGUCCAGCCGUUCGGCGACCCACUGGCCGAUGUGCUCGGGUACGGCGACGCCGCCCAUCGACAUAUCACACACAGACCCAAAUUGCCCCCGCCCAAAAUGGAGAGCAGUCUGCAGCCGGGCGGCGACUGUAUACCCAUCAACGAGACGCUCAGGAAACAUCUGAUUCAGGUGGGAAAAGCUAGGCUAACCAAGGAAUUCUCAACUAAAUUAUCAGUUAUACAGUGACGGACCUGAUGCAGUGGCAAAAAACGUACCAUUUUGCAUCCGGGAGGUAUCAAAAAAUGUGGCAAAAUGCCUCCCUAUCCAAAUGAAAAAAAAACUCCAAUUUCAAAAGCUGCUUGGAAAGGGAGGCAUUUCUGCCAUACUGUUUGAUACUUCCCGGAUGCAAAAUGGUACGUUUAUUGUAUCAAAAAAUGUGGCAAAAUGCCCCCUUCUCCAGUUAAAAAACGAAAUCUCGUUUUAUUUGCUAAGCGCCAUCUACAGUGACGGACCUGAUCCAGUGGCAAAAAAGCGUUAUCAAAAAAUGUGGCAAAAUACCUCACUCUCCAAGCGAAAAAACUUCGUUUUUCAAGGGAAUCCUUUCCCUCAAAAAAUGAGCUUUUGAAUUCAGAGUUUUUUUCACUUGGAGAGAGAGGUAUUUUGCCACAUUUUUUGGUACUUCCCGGAUGCAGAAUGAUACGUUUUUUGCCACUGGAUCAGGUCUGCCACUCUAGAAAUCCCUCAUAUUUAGGACAAAUCCUAGAAAAAACAGUUCCCAAAUUUCAGAGUCUCUUCAACGACGACUACGACAAGGACACGCUUCCGUCGACGGACGCCACCUCCGUGGUGGUCGAGCUGACCGUGCAGAGCAUCACCGAGAUCACCGAGUUCUCCUCCUCCUUCAAGGCGGACGUGUGGUUCUCGCAGAUCUGGCGCGAUCCCCGCCUGGACUUCACCGGCUUCAACUACUGCCUGACCAACCUGUCGUUGUCGGCGCACAAGCUGCCGCAACUCUGGACGCCGAACGUGUGUUUUGUGAACAGCAAAAAGGUGGACAUUCAUGCGUCGCCGUCGCAAAAUAUUUUGCUUUUGGCCUUUCCGAAUGGGACAAUUUGGCUGAAUUUUCGGGUCAGCAUCAGUGGACCGUGUCGACUGGACUUGGUGAGUUGUGAGCCGAGAAUGAUUCCAAGGCGCGACGCACGUCAAACUGAGGAGUCCGGUGACCGGAAUAGACCUUUCGCUAUUGGUUUUUUACACUUCGUCUUGAUUUCGCAGAGAAAGAGAGAAAAAAGACACGCAAAAGCGUACUCUCUCGCCCCAAAAAUUCCCCAUUUCUUCCUCGACAAAACGUUUUUUCGAGUCUUUUUUUCGCAAAUUGCCAAUCCAUUCACCGGACUGUUUUAGCUUAUCUCAGUUUGACGUGCGACGAACCCACAUUAUUUUCCCGACCGGCUGAAUCUGGUCCGUAUAUAUCGAACAGAGUAUAAGCCUGGAGCCAAUGCGUUAUCUGCAAAGUUUGCUUAUUUUCCCGGCAUAUCGACAUUAUUUUCCCGGCAAAUCCACAUUAUUUUCCCGACAAAAUCACAUUAUUUUCCCGACGGGCUGAUACAGUCUAUUUUUAUCCGACCUGCGCCCUAGCAUUGCUGAAAAUCACAGGGCGCAGCUCGCAUCUCGGGGGCAGCUCGGAAAAAAAGCUUUUGCAGCUCGCCGGAGCUUUUCAGUUUCUUUUCGAGCUGCGCCCAAGACGCGAGCUGCGCCCGUGAAAGUUCUCCGAGCUGCGCCCUAUGAUUUUCAGCAAUGCUAGGGCGCAGGCCGGAAAAAUUGGCUGUAUCAGUCUGUCGGGAAAAAAAUGUGGAUUCGUCGCGCCUUGGAAUCGUCCAUCGCGGGCUUGUGAUUGGUUGACUAACCUCAAUUUCCCCCAUUUUCAACAAGUUUCAUCAAACUCCGGGGACCUUUUUCUUCAACUUUAUGGGAUUUUUCUGGCACGAAAGUUGGCCAUCUUUGAAGCUUUAUAAAAACCGCUAUGAUAAACCUAACCGCACGAAGCAUAUAUCACUAGACAGCGUUUUCAACGUUCUUUCAGGCGAUAUUAACAGAUGCACCAAAACUUUAAUUCUAUCUGUAAAAAAAUGCACAACAAAAAAACGGCACGGUCAUACUAAUAUUUAUCCCCAUUUUCAGACCUAUUUCCCAAUGGACCUUCAACAAUGCAGUUUGAUCUUCGAGGUAAGCCUUCGCCAGCCCAAAACUGUCUCUCAGGACCAUCCACAUAAAUUUACGCUACUCUUUUUUCAGAGCUACUCAUACAACACGGCGGAAGUGCGGAUAGUUUGGCGGGAUUGGGAGGCGGUUUCGAUUCCCGAUCCCUCGUCCAAAAAACUGCCCGAUUUCGAGCUCAUCUCGUUCGAGCACGCGCACCAGACGCUGGUCUACACGGCGGGUCUGUGGGAUCAGCUGGAGGUGGUGUUCAAGUUCCGCCGACUCUACGGGUUUUAUGUUCUUCAGGUGGGUCAUGGAUAAUAUAAAUUUUGUCCGAAAAGUGGGAAAAAAUCCAUUUUCUUAACAAAAAAAUAUAAAACAAACCUUCUAAAACUAUAUUUCAACCGCCUAUGGUCACUAUGCGACCUUUUCUGACUGAGAGAAACACUUGACUCGAAUGGGUCAAGUGUUUCCCAUUCGAGUCAAGUCUUUCUCUCGCUCAAAAACACCCCCAAAUUCAGGUCAAAAUUAAAUUUUACCCAUUUUCAGGCCUUCCUUCCCACCUAUCUAGCAGUUUUUAUCAGCUGGAUCGCCUUCUGGAUCGACACCAAGGCGCUGCCGGCACGCAUAACAUUGGGCGUCUCCAGUCUGAUGGCUUUAUCCUUUCAAUUAGGCAACAUUGUGAAGAACCUGCCCAGAGUCAGCUAUGUCAAGGUAAAACGAAACUAUUUAUAAUGUUUUUACACCAAAAUUUCCAGGCAUUGGACAUCUGGAUGUUCGGUUGCAUGGGGUUCAUUUUUUUGAGCUUGGUGGAAGUAAGUCGGGUUUAUCGCUUUAAUUUAAAAAGUAUAUGUAAAGAUUAGCGGCUUAAAUUAAAGCCACUAAAACGAUCUUUCAUUUCCAGCUCGCAAUUGUCGGAUUCGCGGACAAAGUCGAAGCCAGGCGGCGUCGGCAGCAACGGGCCCGUGAGCAGAGUCUUUUGCGGACGGAAAGCGAGCGUAUCAAGUUCGGGCAAGCCCGGAACCACAGCCAAACCCUCUAUUAUACAGAGGGACGAAUACAGUGUAAGUUGAGACCCAUUUUACCUGCACACACCAUCAAUAUGUAGUGCAAAAUCGAGUUUAAAUUGUCUUAUCCAUCAAAAAUUGAUGAAAAACCCUUCAGACUCCGCUUCGGUGGAUGAUUUGGAUUCGAAUUCGAAUCAGACCGCCUCAAUCGGCGGGCCACCUCAGAUGGAGCGUCAACGACUCUAUCGCGCCAACACCAUCAACCAUUCCAGCGGCGAGCCGACGCGCGCAAAGGCCAAUGGCAAGACCCCCGCCUACAAAAUGCCGGAGGAGCAGCAAAAUUACAUCAACGGGGAGCGGAUUGAUGAGGUUGGUGGGGGAAAAAAACAACUACCAAAACAAGCAUUUGUUGUAAUUCACCUUUUUUGCCAAAAAAAAAAAAAAAAAAAUUCAAAAAAUUUUAAUUCCAAAAAAUUUCAAAAUCUCAUUUUCAGAUCUCCGCCAAACUAUUUCCCCUCCUUUUCAUGGCCUUCAACGUGUUCUACUGGUUCUACUACAUCGGGAUGCCAAAGAAUUUCGGUUGA
Bursaphelenchus xylophilus (pine wood nematode) is the source of this 3958-nucleotide messenger RNA. NCBI's taxonomy places the organism in Eukaryota, Metazoa, Nematoda, Chromadorea, Rhabditida, Aphelenchoididae. The record is from the annotation of a GenBank genome assembly.